CUGUGGUGCUCUAUGAUGAACUGGAGGUGUCAUGGCGGCCGUUGAGGUGGCAGCUCGAUCUGGAGGCCUUACAGCUGAUUGAAUAACCCCGGUCGUGACAGCUGGCCGGUAGAAAUCCUACCCAAAAAAGUCACCCGGCAGCUUGUUGCUCUGCUUGAAGCGACUAAACCCAAGGGACGCACCCGACUUGGGUGGGGGAAAGCGGCGUCGGAGACCCCAGCUGAUUGUUACUGCCGUGCUUUCUCUCUUUCUCCGAGGACUGUGUUGAGCCUGGACUAGGAUGUCGUCGUGGCUGGGGGGCCUCGGUGCGGGUUUCGGCCAGUCCCUGGUGGGACAGGUCGGAGGCAGCUUGUCGACACUAACCGGGCAAAUCUCCAGCUUCACCAAGGAUAUGCUGUUAGAAGGGACAGAAGAGGUGGGAGGUGCUGCAGUUGAUUUUCCUGUAUCUGACAAUAGUCUGAAAGAUGUAGAAAGCCUUCAUUCCACACUGCGAUCAGAGAAUGAAAGGUUGAAAAAGUUUUGUAAUGAUCUUGAAGAAAAGAACGAAGUAGCAGAGCUUCAGAUAAAGCAAAAAUCUAUAGAUUACCGCAAUCAGCUACAGCAGAAAGAGGUGGAAAUCAGCCAUCUUAAAGCCAGGCAGAAUGCUUUACAGGAGCAACUACAGAAAGUACAGUCAGCUGCUCAGUCAUCACAGUUAAAACCCGUUGUUUCUCCAUCAGCUUCUUUUGUUCCUGUUGUUAGACAUCAUUCUUCUGAUUUUCAUAGAGAUGAUAUGGAUUUUGGAGAUGUGAUCUGGUCUCAACAAGAAAUAAACAGACUGUCCAGUGAAAUUUCUAGGCUCGAAUCUGAAAUUGAGCACUGGAAACAGAUUGCACAGUUUUCUAAGCCUCAAGGAGAAAACAGUACAGAUCAAAAUGAAAUCUGCAAGCUGCAAAAUAUUAUCAAGGAACUGAAACACAAGUUGAGCCAAGAAAUAGACGAGCACCAGCAUGAGCUUUCAGUAUUGCAAGAUGCACACCAUCAGAAAUUAACAGAGAUAAGCCGACGUCAUAGAGAAGAACUAAGUGAAUAUGAGGAACGAAUAGAAGAAUUGGAGGAUCAAUUACAGAAAGUUGGUGGAAAUACUGAAGCGUCUUCUGAAAUAGAUCUACAAAAUGGAUCAAAACCACAAAACCUGAGUGACUUACAAAAUAAAGUGGAAUGUUUAAGUCAACAAUUGUCUUCAGCAGAAGAGGAGAAAGAUAUUCUCUUGAAAGAACUUGAAUUUGUAAAAAAAGAGAAAAAUCAAGUAAGAGAAGAAUACGAAAGUCUAAAAUCUGAAUGCCAAAUAUCUAUUCCUGAAAAACAGGCCAGUGUAAAAGUAGAGGAAGUCCCUAGUUUUGUAGAAGAAUCGUUGAAGGCUGAAGUGGAACGAUUGCAACAAGCACUACUUGAUGCAGAAAGUGAAAUAACAAAACUGAAAACAUUAAAUCAGGGAGAAGUUAACCAAGAAAUGCGAGGUUUACAACCUGUUAGUACUAUGAAAGAACAGAACUUGGAAAAUCAGCUACAACACAUGUUAAAGAAACAACAUGAAUUGAAUGAAAGCAGUGCUGAAAAAGAAACUCUAAUAGCAGAAUUGGAAGAACUGGACAAGCAGAACCAAGAAGCUACCCAGCAUAUGAUUAUGUUAAAGGAACAACUAGCCAAACAAAAUGCAGAAGCCGCUGAAGUUAUCAGGCAGCUAAAACAGGAUGUAAAAUCUGGGGAAAAAACAAUAUCUAUGUUGGAGGCGCAGAAAAUGGAAAUGAGCAAAGAGGUGCAAAACCAGAAAGAAGCAUUGAAUCAAUGCUCACUUGACCUUAACAAUUUGCACGUGGCUAACCAACACCAGGAAAAUAAAAUAAAAGAGUUAAAAGAACAACUUGAAAUAUCCCAACAUUAUAGCUCCAAAAAUGAACAGGAAAUUAUAGAAUUAAAGAAAAAUCUAACUGAAAGAGAAGAAGAAUGUUCUCUUCUCAAAAAUGAAUUAACCAAGUUAUGUCAAAAAUCUGAUAGUUAUCAAGAUCAUUCAGUCACUGAAAGAGGAGAAGAAAUAUCAGUCCUGAAGCAGCAAAUUUCUAAAAAUAAAUUAAUAAAUACAGAUUUGGAGAAAUCCAUCACGAAUCUUCAAACAGAAAAGGGAAGACUUCAUUUAGCAUGUGAGGAACUUAAACAGCAGUUGCAAAUAGCUAAUAGUGAGAAGAGUAAAAUUGGUUUUGAAAAAGAUACUCUGCUGGAAGCUUUGAAACUUGAGAAGGGACAGUUAGAAAGAGAAUUAAACCAGACUGAAAAACGAUUGUUGGAGCAGGCUCAUAAAUAUGAACAGACCAUUGAGGAGUUAUCAAAUGCACGUAACAUGGAUACCACUGCAUUACAAUAUGAACAUGAACGGUUAGUAAAACUUUCUCAAGACAAAGACUUUGAGAUAGCAAAUCUCAAAAGGAACAUUGAACAGAUGGAAAUAGAUCAUGAAGAAACUAAGGAGAUGUUAACUACUAGCUUAGAUGGGCAAAAACAACUGACAGAGCUCAUAAAAGAGAAAGAAGUAUUUGUUGAAAAAUUUAAAGUCAGAGUUUUUGAGUUAGAGCAGCAACAUGAAGAUUAUAUUGAGAACAUGAAAAGAAUUGAGGGACUAAAGCAGAAUUUAGAGGAAAGGGAGAAAAGUCUUUCAGCUAUGAAAGAAGAGACCAGUCAUUUGAAAGAAGAGAAUGAGCGAUUAAAAGAACAACAAAGUAGGUCCCCUCCUUUGGCUGAGCGCAAAACCUUGGAUAUCAUCACAGAACUUGAAGCAGAAAUAACACAAGUAACUAUACUUAAAAAUAGUCUGGAAGAAGAGGUGAAAUUAAACAAAAAGACAUUUGAGGAUCAGAACUUGAAAAUGGCUCAACUGCAGCAAUCCCUACAAGAAUACAAAAAGGAAACUGAGGAAUCCAAAUUUCAGCAUGACCAAAUGAACAUAGUACAUAGGCAGGUAUGCAUGGAGAAGGAUGAAGAAAUCCAAAGCCUGCAGAGAACAGUAGAACAAAUGAAGACACAACUAAACAACCAAAGAAAGGUAAUUCAGCAAGACUCUCCUGAUCUUUUUCAGGAAUCUAAAGUUCAGGCACUUAAUGGUGAAAAUGGGAAUGAGAAGUAUGACCUAUCUAAGGUUGAAAUUGAAAGGCUGAUAAGAGGCAUUAAGGAGAGAGAAAGGGAAAUCAAGCUUCUGAAUGAAAAGAACAUUUUGCUAAGUAGACAGAUUGACCAGUUAUCUAAUGAUGAAGUUGGCAAACUUACCCAGAUCAUUCAAGAAAAAAACUUAGAAAUACAAGCACUGCAUGCAACGGUUUCCUCCCCAUCUUACAAGCAAGAUGUUCUUUUCCUUCAACAGCAAUUACAGGCCUAUGCCAUGGAAAGGGAACAAGUGCUAGCAGUUCUUAGUGAAAAAACUAGAGAAAACAGUCAGUUAAAAACAGACUAUCACAAAUUAGUGGAUAUUGUUGCAGCUAAGGAAUCAGCCAUCAAAAAGUUACUAGAAGAAAACCAAAAGCUAUCCAGCGAAUUUGAAAGUAGCAGUCAUGAUAUGUCUCGAGAAACUAUAAAGAACUUAUCCCGUAUCAUCCGAGAGAAAGAUAUUGAGAUUGAUGCUUUAAGUCAGAAAUGCCAAACUUUAUUAACUGUCCUGCAGUCUUCCAAUAUAAACUCAGGCAAUGAGUUACCAGGAAUUAAUAGUAAUCAGUUUGAGGAACUUUUACAAGAACGUGACAUGCUAAAACAGCAAGUAAAGAAAAUGGAAGAGUGGAAGAAACAAGUAAUGACUACUGUUCAAAAUAUGCAGCAUGAGUCUGGUCAUCUCCAAGAAGAACUACAAAAACUUCAGGUACAAAUUUCAGUUGAUAGUGAAAACAAUUCCCACCUACAGCUAGAGUACAAUGGCUUAAUACAGGGCUAUGAACAAAAUGAGAAAAAGUUAAAAACCUUUACUCAAGAAUUAGCCCAAGUUCAGCAGAGCAUAGGAAACCUUAAUAAUACCCGGGAUAUAAUUCUUGGAAAGCUUGACAUGGUAACACCACCACUGUUGGUAACUUCUACUAUUGAGGGGAAAUCAUUUGAAGUUCCCAGUAAUACUUCUUCUCAGAUGUUUGACAGUGAGUGUAAAUCAGUAAACGACGGGCAAGAAUUCAUGAAGAAAACAUUGCAGGAAAAGGAUUUGCUUAUCCAGACUUUACAAGAAAAUAAUCAGAGACUGUCUGAUUCUAUGGCUGUAUCAUCAGAGGCCGAAAGAAAGUGUCAACAGGAAUUUGGCUUGGAAAUAAAGCAGUUAAAGGAGAAAUCUGACAUUUUACAGAUGUCCCUCAAAGAAAAAGAUCUGCUGAUAAAAUCAAAAGGUGACCAGUUGCUUUCUCUGAGAGAAAAUCUUGGUAAUAAGGAGAGUGAAAAUGAGUUGCUGAAGCAAAGUGUCACUAACCUGAAAGAGAGGACGCUGAUUUUAGAAAUGGAUGUUUGUAAAUUGAAGGAAGAAAAUGACAGAAUAGCAGCAAAAAGCCAGGAAAAAGAAACGGAAUUCCGAGCACUACAAGAGACCAACAUGCAGUUUUCAAUAAUGUUAAGGGAGAAGGAAUUUGAACAUAAUUCCAUGAAGGAGAAAGCGCUUACAUUUGAAAAGAUGCUGAAAGAAAGAGAACAGGGAAAGACAGGAGAACUAAACCAGCUGCUAAAUGAAGCCAAGUCAAUGCAUGAAAAAGCUGUUGCCUUUCAACAAGAGCGAGACCAAGUCAUGUUGGCCCUCAAACAGAAACAAAUGGAGACUAGCGCGCUACAGAAUGAGGUGCAAUAUUUACGUGAGAAGGAGCAGCGACUAAAUCAAGAGCUAGACAGGUUACGCAAUCAUCUUUUGGAAAGGGAAGAUACCUCCACACGUGAAGCUUUAGCCGCUGAGGAUCGGGAAUCAAAGCUAAAAAAGAAAGUCCGCGAUUUGGAGGAAAAGCUUCAGUCUUCAUCAACUGUAGUGGAAAAUGUCAGCCAUCAGGCAAGCAUGCAGGUGGAAUCUCUGCAAGAACAAUUGAACCUUGUUACCGCACAAAGAGAUGAGACUAUGCUUCAGCUAACACUUUCCCAAGACCAAGUUAAACAGUAUGCCAUAUCCCUCACAAACCUGCAGAUGGUGCUAGAGCAAUUUCAACGGGAAGAGAAAGCCAUGUAUUCAGCUGAGCUACAAAAAGCCCAAAAGCAGACUGCAGAAUGGAAGAAGAAAGCAGAGCAGUUACAAGACAAAGUGGUUUUGUUGCAAGAAAGGUUGGAUGAAGCAAAUGAAGCUCUAGGUUCUGCAUCAAGAUUAACAGAGCAACUAGAUCUGAAAGAAGAACAAAUUGAAGAAUUUAAAAGACAAGGUGCACUCAAACAAGAAAUGUUGGAAGAUGCGCAAAAUAAAUUAAUGAACCUCAUAAAUAGUACUGAAGGAAAAGUAGAUAAAGUCUUGAUGAGAAAUCUUUUUAUUGGGCAUUUCCAUACUCCAAAGAAUAAGCGUCAUGAGGUACUAAAGCUAAUGGGAAGUAUCCUAGGAAUAAAAAAGGAUGAACUGGAGGAGUUAUUGACUGAAGAUCACAAAGGUGUUACACAAUGGGUAACUGGUUGGUUUGGUGGAAGAGCUGCUGAAUCCAAAAGUGUCCCCAACACACCUCUCAGACCAAGCCAACAAUCGAUUUUCAACAGGUCUUUCUCAGAACUGUUUGUGAAGUUCCUUGAAACAGAAUCAUGCCCAACUCUCCCCCCACCAAAACUUUCUCUUGAUAACAUGAAGCCUUUAGGAAUGACAGGAAGUACUAGUUCUUCCAGCAAUGUGGCAGCAACAGGCUCAACCAGUCGAAGACCAGAUAUAAAUCCAUUCCUUGCGCCUCGAUCAGCAGCAGUCCCAUUCAUCUCUCCAGCUAAUCUUGGAACUAGCGGAUCUGGGCAUCUGCUUAUGAAACCAAUUUCAGAUGCCUUGCCCACCUUCACCCCAAUGCCAGUAGCACCUGAUGCUAGUGCAGGUGCAGUUUUAAAAGACCUAUUAAAGCAAUAGACUUGGAUGGAUUGAAGAGAAAAGCACUUUAAACAUACUAUACUGUAUUGAUCACAAAGAGGCCUUUUGUAAAAAGUUGUUAAUUUUCAAUAACUUUAAGAGUAAAGCAUUGUACAGGUAAAAACAAAAAAGUAUUGGCUAUCUAAAUCUUUUAUUCAUAAUUCUUCAACUAUGCAACACCAGUUUCUACAUACUGCUGUCAGUCUAAUCACACUUUAUCCCCCUUUCCCUUUCCUUUUCCUCAAUAGGCAUCUGCUGUUUGUGUUAUUUUAAUGUGUCCUUAUGUAUAAAUCCAGUUCGAUAGUGAUAGAAAUAGAUGGUUUGGAAGACCCAUCUGGUUUAGUAAAAUACCACUGUAGCUAUUCCCUCUCACACCUUAAGAGGGCCUGGAAUGUUCAGGCAGGAACUAUCUUCUGCUCUGUGUGACAUCCCAAUUCAGUCAGAUUCUGAUCUAAUCUGGAGCAGAAUUCUGUUAAAUGAGGAAUUGCAUAUUAUCCAAUUACAGUAUCAAUCUGGAAUAUUUUUGUGAUCAGAAUUAGAUCAAAAGAAAUUAUAAAAGAAUAUGAAUCAACUGAUCAAGUGUAUUUGGGGAGCAUAAAAUAUUAAAAACAAGAUAAUGUCAUCUCUGGAUGGCUAAGUAAUACUUGGCUGAGAUAGAACAUAUACAUUAGGAGGGGUUAGUUUUGUCUUCAUUCUCUCUCUGUCUCUCUCUUUCAGUCUUUGUCUCUUUUUCUCUGACCCCACUCUCUCUCUCAAACACACACACACCAUUCUUGAACUCUGAUAUAACUGGUUGUAAAAAAAGAAUGCUUUCUUAAAAUUCUGCAAGAACUAGAAAUGCCAUUAUUUUUUGUGCAAAAUGCUUUUGAAUUCUUAUUUAUGAGUUGCCCUUUCCAAAUGGACAUUAAGAGCAUUAAGGAGAUUGUGGACAUUUUUCUGUUUUCUGCUGACCAUAUUUAGUGGUUGACCACUAUUUAGAAACCUGAUAUGUAAAUUCCUGGUGUAAGAAUGUUUAACAUAAAGUACUGUAAUGACUUAAAAUGUAUAUUUAAGAGAUAAUCAUUUAUAUUCGUAAGUUUCAGUGAGAAUUUAAGUAUGAAUAUAUGUAUAAAGCUGCAAUGAGGGAUGAUGCUUAAUCCAAAUAUGUAAAUAAGCCCAAAUAAGAACAAAUAGAUUUCUGCAAAACUAUCUGUACAGAUUUGUUCUUUUCCUUUUGGAGAAAUUAUUUGAGACCCAACACAUUUUUACAAAGUGUUUUUUUCCCAUAAAACUAUGGCAUUAUUCUUAUGAUUAGGAUUAAAUGAAAAUUUUACAUCAAAUCCAGUUAGUUAUUCUUGCUGUCGAAUGGCUAUCAGCUGAAGAGAAGUAUCCCUCCCCCUUCCCCCAAAUCCCUCAUGUUUCAAAAUAUAUAAUGGUGGAGUAAAUAGGACUGGUGGAUGAUAGAACAAGGGGAAGGAAGUAGAAAAUAAUGUUAUGUUGAAUGAACAAAAGUUAUUUAAUAAAACUUGGAUUUGGGGUAGAUGGGUUUUUUGAAUUUGGAGCCUUGUUUUCUGCCAUGCUUAUUUUCUUCUCUGUUGUUUGAAUUGUUAUUUAAAUAUAAAGUGAAUCAUGAAAAUGUAGUUAGAUGCAUCCAAAUGCUUUAGAUGUUCCCAAAUGCAUGGGGAAAGCGUUUUGCUUCUAUUUAGAAUUCCACAUCCUUACAAAUUUGCCAGUCUUGCAAAAGUGACCAUUAAUAAUUUUCAUUUUUUAAACUUUCAUUUUCAGAAUUUUUCAUUGGUUCUAGUUUUUUAUACAUUGGAAGGGGAUGUUUUAUUCCAAACAGAAAGUCAAGAAUGAAUUGUGGCUUAGGAACUUUAUAUCAAUUUCUGAAAAGUUAAUUCUCAAUAUCAAUUCAUAAGCAAUUUUUACUAUCUCUUUACUAUAUGUUAUAUAUCUAUAUUCUUUUGCAUAUAUUUUAUAUCAAAGUUUUUAGCAUAAGGCCCAGAUUGUUUAUUGCUUAUGAAUCUAACAGAUGGUACCUAAGAACAAGUAGAAGCUGCAUUUGUAUACUAGUUCUUUUAAUAAGAAUUCUAUACAUUUCAUAUUUACACAUUGCAAAUACAUAAAUAUGGCUACAAGUUCAGGUUGUUGGGAUAUCAGCAUUCCUAUUUAAUCUUUAAAUAAAACUCAUAAACCUUAGCAUUGUCAAGAGGGAGAUGAAGCCUUCUCUACAAUAGUCCAAAAAUUAAUUCACAGAAUU
Messenger RNA from Thamnophis elegans (Western terrestrial garter snake), 8300 nucleotides. It is a transcript of the gene TRIP11, whose product is annotated as thyroid hormone receptor interactor 11. NCBI's taxonomy places the organism in Eukaryota, Metazoa, Chordata, Lepidosauria, Squamata, Natricidae. Gene Ontology annotation, molecular function: small GTPase binding. The coding region runs from base 281 to 6061 and encodes 1926 amino acids. Gene Ontology annotation, biological process: Golgi organization; endoplasmic reticulum to Golgi vesicle-mediated transport. The record is from RefSeq and is a predicted model, not a curated record. Gene Ontology annotation, cellular component: Golgi apparatus. The transcript has 20 exons.